Molecule: messenger RNA, 1020 nt
Organism: Aspergillus melleus
Lineage: Eukaryota; Fungi; Ascomycota; Eurotiomycetes; Eurotiales; Aspergillaceae
Exons: 6
Coding region: 1-1020 (339 amino acids)
Biological process (GO): amino acid transmembrane transport
Cellular component (GO): vacuolar membrane
Molecular function (GO): amino acid transmembrane transporter activity
Source: RefSeq, a predicted model, not a curated record
AUGGCCGAUGCUGGGGAGGUAUUGAUGGGGCCGUUUGGUCGAGAGUUGUUCUUCGUUGGUCAGAUUCUUUUUCUGAUCUUCUUGAUGGGAAGCCACAUAUUGACAUUCACGGUCGCUCUCAACACCCUCACCAACCACGCUACGUGCUCCAUUGCUUUUGGAAUCACGGGAUUUGCCGUGUCGCUUUUCCUAUCAUUGCCGCGGACAAUGAAAAAUAUGUCGUGGCUAUCGUUGGCCUCGUUCAUCAGCAUCCUCAGCGCAGUCAUUAUUUCCAUGGUUGCCGUUGCCAUCCAGCACCCCGGAGCAGUCGCGAAGGCUACGGUUGAGACAAACCUGGUCAAUGGAUUUACCUCUGCCCUGAACAUCGCUUUAUCAUACGCCAGCCACAAUGCGUUUUUCAGUGUCAUCGCGGAGUUGAAGGAGCCCAGAGACUUCCCGAAGGCUCUCACAUUGCUUCAAUGUAUCGAUAUUUCCAUAUAUCUUGUCGCAGCGAUCGUGAUAUACACCUAUGCUGGGGACAGCGUUGCCUCUCCAGCGCUGGGAUCACUUUCGCCGUUGCUCUCGAAGAUCGCAUAUGGGAUUGCACUACCAACUAUCAUCAUUGCAGGUGUCAUUAAUGGCCACAUAGCCUGCAAAUCAAUUUAUACCCGGGUGUUCGCGGGCACUGACCGGAUGCAGAAGCGAGACUUCGUUGCAAUCGGAUCUUGGAUUGGCAUUGCGGUUGGCCUGUGGAUUAUUGCAUGGAUUAUUGCGUCUGCUAUCCCGGUGUUCAGUAACCUUCUUAGCUUGAUGACUGCCCUUUUUGCUAGUUGGUUUAGUUUCGGUGUUCCCGGUGCCUUCUGGCUGUUCAUGAAUAAGGGCCUGUGGUUCGCCUCUUGGAGAAAGACUGUCUUGACCUUGCUUAACAUGUUCUGUAUACUGAUUGGGGUUAUUAUGUGCGCCCUUGGUUUGUAUUCGUCUGGAAAGGCCAUCCACGACGACCCUAGUAGCGCCAGCUUUUCAUGUGAUAAUAAUGCGUGA